GGUGCGACAGUCGCCGUGACAUUUCGCUCGCGGGCCUCGCGGCGGCGGCGGCGACGGCGGUCCGUCCGUUUGUUAAUCGAUCAUUCCGGGGGGAGUCGGUGCCGUGGAACCGCGGAUUCAGGAUCGUACGUGCACGAUCGCUCGUUGGGGGGACGACCUCGAACGGGGAGUCAAUCGCGGGAGGAACGCGGACCGCGAGUCAGCGAGCGGGAUCGGCGCGCGGCGCGUGUUAUCGCACGCACGUUAACUCCCGCACGCAAUACGAUUAAACGUCAAACGGUGCGCGACCGCGAGGAGUUAUGUUAGUUGCCAGGCGGCGAGGCGAGUGCGCGCGCGAAUCUCCCCGCCGCGCCGUGAACCCGUGUCUCGUUUCCCAGCCAGGCUCGCUGCCACUGGCUCAGUACUGAGCAUCUCCUCGCGGAUUGUCGAGAUGCGACGGUGAUCGUCGACACGCGACGACACGACAGUCCCGCUGUGCGACGUCCCGCGACCGAGAGAGGAUCGCCCCACCGCCGACGAGGAGGUGGUGGUCAGGGAGGAAACAGAUCUCGCGGGCGGACGACGUCCCCGGAGACGACACGCCGGAGCUAUGACGAGAUAACAGAUGCAGAAUGAGACGCAGCAGCAGCGGUAACCUAUUCGGUUACGCGGUCCUCACCUUCACCCUCACUCGCCUCAAGGUACAUGCAGAAGGUGGAGUUGCUUGCAAAGACCAGCAUGGGCACUCUUACGAAAGCGGCUAUCAUUAUAUCCCGGGACCCGAACCGUGUACCUUCUGCGUUUGUGAUAAUGGCAAUCCAAAGUGGUGUAAAGCAUUCAUUUGCAAAUUUCUCGAGGAGAAUUGCAAGUCUUUCCGGCGAGGUAAUACCUGCUGCGAGUUCAUUUGCCUGGACGACACUCUGUCACCGAUGUCUAACGACAAGGCCGACGAAGCGGGAACUAACGCGAUAGACGGAAACGCGAAUUACGAUAUUGGGCUGCGAUCGGUCGCCAGUUUCGUGACAGCAAUAUUUUCACUGAGUCUGUUAUUCUUUCUGAUACACCGUCUACGCCAGCGUAAGAUACAAGUUUGUGUGGCAGGUCGAGAAAAUAGACAACUUGGAGAGGACCAAAGAAGCUUAGGUAAUAUGGGAUACUUGGAGAGAGGCGGAUUACCUCACGGGGUCCCCAUGGACGACAUACCUUGCGGGACAGGUUACUCAUUAUGGAAACCACCUGGCAGCAAUUACUUCCCGCGUGGCGAGGCACCGCCGCCCUAUGAGGAGGCUAUCGCGGCUGCGAGGGCGGAACAGGCGUUGCUAUCGAUGAACCCGCACACGUUGCUGUCGAUGAACUUCUCGGACAACUACAUGCCGAACGGCAACAAUCACGCAAGCGUCGCGGUUGUCGCGGACACGCAAAACGACUUGACCGCGAACACGCAAGCGUCAACCAUCAAUGACAGCAACAUACAUACACCCUUGAUGUCGUCGUCCAGCAGACCGCUGUCCAGUCCCAGUACGUACGCUGGCGGUUAUCGGCCAAUAAGCCAGAGCAGCGCGUCGUCCACCGUCGGUCUGAACACGAGCACUUCCACCACGAGUUUCACAAUGGAGACGAAUACGUACGAGAAUCUACCGGUCGCGUCGGUCGCUAUGACGAGUUUCAACCACGACAGCCAGCACUCCGCGAUGACCAGCACCAGUACGCAGCCGCUACUACCGAUAUCGCAUUCUACCAUACCUAAGAGCUAUCGUCAGCACACGACGAUGUUCCCGCGUCAGAGCGGCGGCGGCGGCGGCGGCGGUGGCGGCAGCGGCAGCGGCAGUGGCGCGUUCACGAUAUCGGCGACUCUGUCGAAUUCGGACGUGUCCUCCCAUCGCACGAUCCCGCGAACGUUGACUUGCGUCACCGGCAGAGCUAAGGACGUCCUGACCGAUUGCUCGGCGAGAGACUAUCUCCGCUUGUCACCGAGCAGCAUCGCGGCGUCUCAGAGCCUCUCGCGUCCCAUGCAGUUAUCCGCAGCCGCGGUCACGACCUCGGAUACUUACAAAAGCACCAAAGACUCGGACGCGUUUUACACGGGUUCGUCGACAGCUCCGGUGGCGUCGGCGUCCGGGCUAGGGCAGUUGGACACGUACACCGCGGAUACGGCUAAUGUAUCCGAGCGGACUCGCGAGUACACGCCUUCGCUAAGCGUAGCGAACGAGAUCAAUGCGAGUGGCAGUUUCGAGUCGGUGACGUGUACCUGCAGCAUGCAAGCGUUACCCACUUUGCACGACGACACGGACGAUUAUCGGAGCGAAUGCGAGAACUGUAAGAGCGCGACCGGUUCCCGUUACUACUUGGACAACGAGGACGAGCUCGUUACAUCUCUUCACGAAACCAUGACGUUGCACAGAAGGCCGGACGAAGCAGCUUCAAGUGCCACACCACAGUAUUAUAGAACUUCACUUACACUGCCGACAAGUACACGCCAACGUACAAGUGUCUUUAUGUCCAGGAUUACCGGGGCUCGUGAAAAUUGGUUCAACACUAUGCCAGAAAGUUCUAGCGGAUCUUCGGACGAAAAUUAAGUAUUACG
Wasmannia auropunctata (little fire ant) is the source of this 2563-nucleotide messenger RNA. Its product is annotated as endochitinase A. The record is from RefSeq and is a predicted model, not a curated record. The coding region runs from base 612 to 2555 and encodes 647 amino acids. Gene Ontology annotation, cellular component: membrane. Lineage: Eukaryota; Metazoa; Arthropoda; Insecta; Hymenoptera; Formicidae. The transcript is spliced from 6 exons.